GCCAGGUUGGAAGAAAAGGAGGCGGAGUUGCGAAAGGAAGUGACCAACGCGCAGGGGCGCUACAACGACCUGCUGCGUACGCAUGUUGCUCACAUUGAGCGCUGUCGUCGUGUGCAACGAGACCAACCCGCGCUUAUGUCAGGCAGCAAGAGCCAAACUGUCACCGAUAUGACCGAUGUUGCUCUCAGUCUGAGUCCCACGGAAUGCUGCAGUCCGCCAAAAGAAUACGUUCCACCGGUUGCCAGGGUAGGUUCUGACGAUAUUUUGCCUCCAGAAUGA
Dibothriocephalus latus is the source of this 279-nucleotide messenger RNA. NCBI's taxonomy places the organism in Eukaryota, Metazoa, Platyhelminthes, Cestoda, Diphyllobothriidea, Diphyllobothriidae. The record is from the annotation of a GenBank genome assembly.